This is a messenger RNA of Durusdinium trenchii, 4491 nucleotides long. The record is from the annotation of a GenBank genome assembly. Lineage: Eukaryota; Dinophyceae; Suessiales; Symbiodiniaceae.
AUGUUAGGCAAUUGUUCAAGGUUUCUGAACUUCACGACACCAAGUUGGACCCCUCUCGCUUCUUCGCUGGAGAUCGCUGUACAGGAAUUUGGGUGGCUGGGCGACAAUGUUUCACCGGCCAUGACGAUUGCAUUGCCUCCUGUGCCCAAUGUGGUGGGAGCUUUCGGUUGGUUCACUGCGGUGUUCAGUGUGAAGAUGUGGAAAGAGUGUAAAGCAAAGAAGACCUGCCAACUGAAGCAGCCUCCGCCCUUCUGGGUGCAGCCUCCACUGCGAGUCCUCCCUCAGCUCACGGAGAUUGGCGAGGAGGAAGCAUGGGAACGGAUGCACUACUGGGGGGCAGUGAUUUUGCUCUCACCUUUGCUGAUGGCCUUCCUUUGCGAAGCGAUGCGUUGGUGCUUUGCCUGUGCCAAGCGGCGAAUAUCGCCGGGUGGCAAGUCAUCAACUGCAUCCAUUGCGUCAGGCACCUACAGGUCGCUUCAAAUGGAGGAGUCGAUGCCUGACUUAGAGAAACCCUUCACCGAAACAGUGGAGACGCCUCCUGAGCCCGAUCAUCCAUCCGGCUGCUGUUGCAUGCUGUGGAUCUAUCAUGCCAUGUGUGCUGGCCUGGUGGCCGUGGGUUUGCUGAACGGGUGGAUCUCCGGUGCCUUCGGGGGCGGCGUGGCGUGGGAGCUUUGGGUGAUUUGGCAGCAGAUUUGCCUUUGGAACUUGUUUCUGCAGAACUUGGCGCGAUGUGUGAUGCAGGAUGAAACUGCCCUGCAUGCCUCCACCGUCACGUCGGUGCUCUUCUACACGACACCCUUUUUGAGCGAGGUGGCCGAUAGCAUGAAGGAUUGGGUGGUCACAGGCAUUUGCAUUUGCCAUGCCCAGCGGAACUUGAUCGGCUUCACCGUGGGCUGCGGCCUCCUGGGCCUCGAGGCCUUCGCCUUGGCGCUCGGCGCCGUGGCCGUGGGCGGCGCGUUGCACCGCGUCACGGUGAAGAUCUCCGAGCGAACGCGGAUCAGCCCUCCGGCGAUGCUCCUGCAGGCACUCUAUGCCACAUUUCUGGUGACACGCAUCCCUAUUUGGGCGCUUGCAUGUAUCGCUGGUUGGCUAUUUGCAUGUACUGGUGCCCGAGAACGUCCCGUCUUAAUUUUCCUUCUCCCAACAAGUCUUCUUGUGCUUGGCCUCGUGCAAUGGCUCCGCUCGCUACACAUCACCUACGCAGACACGGCCUUUUGGUUUCUGGCUGAUGGGAGGCUGUUGGCGGUAAUCUCCGCUUAUGCCAUCCUCUAUAGUCACUUUUUGGCUGUGCUUCAUGAAGACUCUGCAAAGGAUCUUUGCAAGACCUUCAAGGCCAUCCGGUAUCUUCCCUUGAAGCCUCCCAGCUCCUUCCCGGAGGGCCUAGUGGACAAGAUUGCAAGGCAAGUUGGAAAUCUGUGCGUGGAUUUCUUGAGCAGUUCUCGAUUGCUCUUAGCUUGGUCGAAGGAUUUGCCUGAAGCCAUCAUUGCUUUGGUCCUUCUCUUUCAAAGUGCAACAGAUCAGCCAGGUUUGGGACUCAUCGGAUAUUCUGCCAUCAUCAGCAUUGUCAAAAGUCUUUUGAUUCCCUCCUGUCAGCAUCUCCUGCUUUCACAGCGAAAGGCGGCCUUUCAGCAGGCCUUGGUGGCUUUAGUCCGAUCCAAUGAGAGCGUGGAACUCCUGCUGCGAGACCUGCAGCCCAGCACGUCGACGAAGCCCACCGCCUCGUCGGCGUUGAGCGUGGAGCAAACCAGGCAGAAGCUACAGGUCUUGCUGAGCGAGGCGUCGCGGCAUUUGCUGAGCGAACUGAAUUUGGGAGAUGCUGAGCGCUUCAAGGCCUUUCACCUUUCGCGGGAGAAGUGGCUUUCGCAGGUGGUCACCUCGGAGGACGGGGAGAGAAUCAGGGGUCGAUUGGUGGCCAGCUAUGUGGAGACGGGCAUCUCUGCCAACGAGCUUUUUGAUCUGGGACAUAUGACGGGCAAUUGCAAAUUGGUGGGUUUCACGGCACUUGAGUGCAAGCUCAUUGCAAGAUUCUCUGCGAAACAGUGUAAAGAUGCAGGCUUCUUGGUAAGUGAUUGCCUUGGUGCUGGCUACACGACCAAGGAGAUCAAAGCGGCUGAUUUCUCUGCUAGAGAUUGGAAGGAUGCGAGCUUCACUGCAAAUCAAUGUAAGGAUGCCGGAUUUUCGGCAAAGGAGUGUGCCGAUGCAGGAUUCUCCUUCCAAGAUUGCCUAGAGGCUGGUUUUUCAGUGGAUCAGUGCAACGAAGCUGGUUUCGCAGCUGCAUUGUGCAUGAGCGCCGGCUUUUCUGUGAGAGAUUGCAAGGAUGCAGGCUUCUCAGCAAAGCAGUGCAAAGAUGCUGGCUCCUCUGCCAAAGACUGUAAAGAUGCCGGAUUCACUUCUAGUGAGUGUAAAGUUGCUGGCUUUUCUUCCACAGACUGCAAGGAUGCAGGCUUUUCGGCAAAGCAGUGCAAAGAUGCAGGCUUUUCUGGUUUGGAUUGCAAAGAGGCUGGCUUCUCUGCCAAACAGUGCCGAGAUGCUGGCUUCUCAGCCAAGCAAUGCAAAGAUGCAACCUUCUCCGUAGACGAGUGCAAGAUGGCGGGCUUUUCUGUGCUAGAUUGCAAGGAUGCAGGCUUUUCGGCAAAGCAAUGCCGAGAAGCAGGCUUUUCGGCUAGAGAUUGCAAUGACUCUGGUUUUUCUGCUGAGGAGUGCAAGGAGGCUGCUUUCUCAGUUAAAGACUGUAAGGAUGCAGGAUUCUCUGCUAGAGAAUGCAAGCUUGCUGGCUUCUUUGUCAUAGAUUGCAAGGGUGCUGGCUUUUCAGCCGAGCAAUGCCGAGAAGCAGGCUUUUCUGCAGGAGACUGCAAUGAUUCGGGCUUCUCUGCCGAGGAGUGCAAGCAGGCUGGAUUCUCAGCAAAAGAUUGUAAGGAUGCAGGAUUCUCUGCCAAAGAAUGCAGAGUUGCCGGCUUCUCUGUCAUGGAUUGCAAGGGUGCUGGCUUUUCAGGAGAGCAAUGCCGCGAAGCAGGCUUUGCUGGCGGAGAUUUCCAUGUCUCAGGCUUUUCUGCCGAGAAGUGCAAGGAAGCUGGUUUCUCAGCCAAAGAUUGCAAGCACGCUGGAUUCUCGGUUGAAGAUUGCAAAGAUGCUGGCUUCUCUGUCAAAGAAUGCAAGGAUGCCGGGUUCACUGCGAAAGCAUGCCGAAAUGCAGGCUUUUCAGCAAGCCAGUGCAACGAUGCCAGCUUUUCAGCAAAGGAUUGUAAGGAUGCGGACUUCUCUGCGAAAGAGUGCAAAGUUGCAGGCUUCUCUGCCACAGACUGCAAAAAUGCCGGCUUUUCAGCCAAGGAUUGCGCGGAUGCUGGCUUCUCUUUGAAAGAUUGCAGAGAUUCUGGCUUUUCUGCAGACCAUUGCAAAGAUGCUGGUUUCUCCGCUGGAGCGUACAAAAGGUCUGGCAGCACCGUGAAAGAUUGCAUGGACGCAGGCUUUUCGACACGGCAGUGCAAUGAUGCUGGCUUCUCCGCGAUGGAUUACAAAGAUGCAGGCUAUUCUGCCAAGCAGUGCAAAGACGCUGGCUUUUCAGCCAAGCAGUGUAAAGAUGCUGCCUUUUCUGCAGAGGAGUGCAAGACGGCUGGCUUUUUUGCAUUGGACUGUAAGAAUGCAGGCUUUUCAGCAACGCAGUGCAAGGAUGCUGGCUUCACAACUAGGCAGUGCAAAGAUGCACACUUUUCUGCACAGCAGUGCAAGGCAGCUGGAUUUUCUUCUCUAGAUUGCAAGACUGCAGGUUUUUCUGCCAAGCAGUGCAAAGAUGCUAGUUUUUCUGCCCUAGAUUGCAAACAGGCUGGCUUUUCCGUCAAGCAGUGCAGAGAUGCUGGCUUCUCAGCCACGCAGUGCAAAGAUGCUGCAUUCUCUGUCGAUGAGUGCAAGACGGCUGGCUUUUCCGUGCUAGAUUGCAAGGAUGCAGGCUUUUCGGCAAAGCAAUGCCGAGAAGCAGGCUUUUCUGCUAGAGAUUGCAAUGACUCGGGCUUUUCAGCAAAGCAGUGCAAAGAUGCUGGCUUUUCUCUCAUAGACUGCAAGGAUGCAGGAUUCUCUGCCAGAGAGUGCAAAGUUGCUGGGUUCUCUGUCAUAGAUUGCAAGGAUGCAGGCUUUUCAGCGAAGCAGUGCAAAGAUGCAGGCUUUUCUGCUCUAGAUUGCAAGGAUGCAGGCUUUUCCGCCAAGCAGUGCAGAGAUGCUGGCUUCUCAGCCAAGCAGUGCAAACAUGCAACCUUUUCUGCAGAGGAGUGCAAGAUGGCUGGCUUUUCCGCCCUGGAUUGCAAGAAUGCCGGCUUUUCAGCAGAGAGCUGCAGAGAAGCAGGCUUUUCAGCCAUAGACUGCAAGGAUGCAGGCUUCUCUGCCGAGGAGUGCAAGGAGGCUGAUUUUUCAGCGAAAGAGUGUGUGGAUGCUGGGUUCUCAUUCGAAGAUUGCAGAGAUGCUGGCUUUACUAUUGAGGAUCUUGACUGGGAUCCAUUGUAG